This is a messenger RNA of Clupea harengus (Atlantic herring), 2987 nucleotides long. RefSeq names its product ubiquitin-associated protein 2-like. Gene Ontology annotation, cellular component: nucleus; cytoplasm. Gene Ontology annotation, molecular function: protein binding. NCBI's taxonomy places the organism in Eukaryota, Metazoa, Chordata, Actinopteri, Clupeiformes, Clupeidae. The record is from RefSeq and is a predicted model, not a curated record. The transcript is spliced from 26 exons. Bases 246 to 2825 code for a protein of 859 amino acids.
UGCACGUGUUGUUUCUCUGUUAUUUUAACCGUCACCUGGUUAGUAAGUCGCACGCUAACUAGCCAACUUAACCGGUGUCGGUUUGAGCUAGCUCUUUGUUGCGGGAGUACGGCUUUUAGGGCUCUCUAGACCAGUGGUUGGCCCCUGGAGCUGUUUGCGCGUGGGUAACCAACGUAACUCGAACGCCCAAGCAGAACGUAGCUAGACUUCUCUUUUGUACAGACGUAGUUUUGUAUUUCCUGCUGAUGAUGACUGCUUUAGUCAAUGACCCCUCCGGAGUAAACCCAUCCCUCUCUACACACACAUCUCAUCAGAAACAGAUACAGGCUACAGCUGAGCAGAUCCGACUUGCUCAGAUGAUCUAUGACAAAAAUGAUUCAGAAUUCGAGGACAAAGUCAAACAGCUGGUUGAGGUAACCGGGCGAACUCAGGAUGAGUGCAUGGUAUCCCUUCAUGACUGCAAUGAAGACGUCAACAGAGCUAUCAACCUGCUGCUGGAGGGGGUGACUGACCAGAGCUCCUGGGAGACUGUAGGCAAGAGGCGUGGCCUGGAUAAAGAUGGCAAGAGUGAGACGAAGGACAACAGAGAGAAGAGAGGAGAGAGGGAUGUAGGCAGAGGUCGUGCAGCCGCCCGCAGGGGAAGAGGAGGCUUCCGCUCACGUGAAGUGGAGAGUGGGGGGGUGGAGGCCAGCAUUCGCCGGGGACGUGGCAGAGGUGUUGUAGCCAGAGGCCGGGGCAGAGGAACAGCUGUCAGAGGAUUUUCAUCCGGAGCAAUGGGGACGUUUAAUCCCUCUGAAUACGGUUCUGGCUCCACUCACAGAGACGGCGGUGAAGCGGAAGUCAAUGGAGGAGGAGCAGGCCCCUGGAGGAAUGUGGACGACUGGGCAGCUGAGGACUGGAGCGAAGACCUGAUUGAGACCAAAGUGUUCACCUCCUCCUCUGCCUUGGCUGCCAACACACACCUCACAUCUGGGAACAGUAUGGAUCUGUGUACGCUGAUGUCUCAGUCAGGAGAGGGCGCUGUGGAUGCUGAUCCUGAGCCAUUAGGCCAGAGCCUGGUGUUCACCAACUCCCAACACACGCAAGCACACACACGGACAGCCACUCACUCCUACGCUGCUGCAGCAUCAUCAACUGGGUUGAGUGGAGGUUCAGCAGUGGUCACGAAGGUGGUCCAUCCCGAGCCUGUUGCCGUGGAGACCCCGGCAAUAAGAAGACCCGAAGCCCCGCCCUCAGACAUCACCACAGAAGCACACAUGCGCGCGCACACACACUUCACCUCCAGUGUCAGCACACACACGCCAACACACACCCCCCCCAUCACUGCUACGUGCGACAGCAAGACCAGCAGGACCACUGCCCCAACACACAUUGAAGUGCCUCCCCAGCCAGAGCCAUCUGCAAUUCUUUCCCAGCAUGCCUUGCAGCAAUCUGUUGCCACUCCGGAGGUGUCUCACCCCGCACUGCCCGAGGGCUCGUCUCUAGGGGCAGCGUCGGCCCCCGAGUUCCCAGCCCCCCUCAGGCAAAGCAGGCCACAGAAACGCCGCCCUGCCCCGCCGUCUAAGAUCCCCUCCUCUGCAGUGGAAAUGCCCGGCUCAGUGGACGUGAGUAGCGGGCUCAACGUGCAGUUUGGUGCGCUGGACUUCGCCUCUGAACCCAUCUCCAUGGAAACGACACAGCCAGACAGUAGCUCUGACUCCGCCCAAGACCCCAUCCCACAAAAUAACCUGCCCCCUAGAUCUGCAAGUGACUCCCUGGCCACCUCCCUGGACUCUGUUUACCCUGCCCCUUCCCGAGGUCUGCCCAAUGCCACAGCCAUGCCAAGCAACACCCAGAGGCUGGCGCCUAGCACGCUGGAUUCGGCCCCACUUACAAAUGGCUUCAGUGAAGUAAGAACUCCCAACUCUCAGGACACAUUGAAGUCUGACGCCAGCCCUCAGCCCUCAGCCGCUUCACCUGUGGCCACACCCUCCCACAGUGUUUCCAUGGCAGCACUCAGCAGCGCCCAUAUGUCUGGAUCCACGGUCUCGAGCAGCUCAUCUCUGGCAUUUCCCCAUCUCUCUCUCUCUCAGAUGUCUGCGGAGGCACCAGUGGUCAGUAGUGUGCCAGCGGGCGCGCCUGGACUCACACCCAACGGCUCGUCCAGAAGUGCAGUCCAACCUAGUGCUACACCUGGCAAAACUCUUCCUCCUAUGAUGGCCAGUCAGUACAUCAUGAGUCCAGGAGGCCUGCUCCCUGCCUACCCGCAGAUGUAUGGCUAUGAGGACAUGCAGAUGAUGCAGUCGAUGCAGUCACGCAUGCCCAUGGACUAUUAUGGAGUUACCUAUCCUGGUACCACGGCAACAAUCCCGGGCAGAGAUGGGGUAUUAGCCAGUAACCCCUACUCAGGUGAAACCACUAAAUUUGGGCGUGGUGACUCUGCUUCCCCAGUCCCUCCCACCUCCCUGUCCUCGGCCCCCCCCACCAGGCUGCAGUGGCACAGUCGCAGGCGCAGGCGCAGUCUGCUCAGAGCCAAGCGCAGACGCAGGCGCAGGCGCAGGCCCAGGCACAGGCCCAGGCCCAGGCCCAGGCCUUCCUCAGCCCACCACUGCCUCCAGGCUACAGCUACCCUGCUAUGCCCUACUACCCUGCAAUGCCUGGUCCCUUCCAGUACCCCCUCCUCAUGCAGGCCAACGCCAAGCAGCCCACACAGUACCCACCCUACACAGGCUUUGAUGAUCUUUCUCAAGCGGCGGAGUUCAGUAAAGGAUAUGGGGGUUCAGCCCAAUCACAACCCAAGGGAAUCAACAACACUGGUAAAGGAAGCAGUGGGGUCCCUGAUCUGAGUGCCUACAGUAAGACGCAGUCAUUUGAGAAGGCAGGAUUUCAUACAGCCACACCCCCUCCAUUCAGUCUGCCAUCAGCAUUGGGUGGAGCCACAGCAUAUGGCCACACCCCCUUCCUGCACAUACUGCCAGCCCACCAACAGCCACAUUCACAGAUGAUGC